Messenger RNA from Gracilinanus agilis (Agile Gracile Mouse Opossum), 1320 nucleotides. RefSeq names its product SLX1 homolog A, structure-specific endonuclease subunit (gene SLX1A). NCBI's taxonomy places the organism in Eukaryota, Metazoa, Chordata, Mammalia, Didelphimorphia, Didelphidae. Gene Ontology annotation, biological process: double-strand break repair via homologous recombination. The transcript has 6 exons. The record is from RefSeq and is a predicted model, not a curated record. Bases 384 to 1196 code for a protein of 270 amino acids. Gene Ontology annotation, molecular function: crossover junction DNA endonuclease activity; 5'-flap endonuclease activity. Gene Ontology annotation, cellular component: Slx1-Slx4 complex.
GUUUUCCCUUCUUCCGCCCUCCCUUAAUCUUCAACCAAUCGGAGCCUUCGCUUGGCCUAUACCGGAAGUUCCGGUGCUGAACUUUGGUUGGUGUGGACUCUCUUUUCUUUUCAGUAAGCACUCAUUACUUAAGAUUUUCUGGCCCAGGUUCGGUGUCUCAAUCAGUCGCGGCAGGUUGAGAGUCUCUCCCUCAUCUUUCUCGCCCUCAGUCUCCUUUGCCCUGCGCCUCAGGCAAUAUUACCAACCCCCCAGAAACGAAGCCUUGGUCGGAGAAACGACCACAUGUGGGUCAGAGGCUUCAGAAAAACCGUGUCGUGGCCACGACAACUACUUCCCGGCCUCUGGGCCGCCCCUGAUCCUGUUUCCAUCCUCUACAGGGAACGAUGGGGCCCGCGGAAGCCACUCAGGCUGUAAAGAAGCCGCAGCCAUUCUUCGGGGUCUAUCUCCUGUACUGUCUCAACCCCAAAUACAGAGGCCGUGUCUAUGUGGGUUUCACCGUGAAUCCCUCUCGGCGAAUCCAGCAGCAUAAUGCCGGGCGCAAGAAGGGAGGAGCGUGGCGGACUAGUGGGCGGGGACCAUGGGAAAUGGUCCUCAUAGUCCAUGGCUUUCCUUCUGAUGUGGCUGCCCUUAGGUUUGAAUGGGCCUGGCAGCACCCGGGGUCCUCCCGACGUCUCGCUCACUUAAGUGGCAGAACCAGGAAGGAAGGAGCCUUUUUCUUCCACCUCCGGGUCUUGGCCCAGAUGCUGCAGGUGGCCCCUUGGAAUCGGUUGCCCCUCACCCUUCGUUGGCUACGACAGGACUUCCAGCAGGAACUCAGUCCUCCACCUCCCCAGCACAUGCCUCUAGCUUUUGGACCUUUGCAACCAGACCUCACUCAGAGGGGCAGGGGAGGGAUGGGCAGGGAAGCAGAUGAGGUCUUCUGUUCUCUCUGCCAGCAGUUAGUCCAGGAUAAGAAUGGACCCCUCUGCUGUCCUCACCCCAGUUGUCCACUGAAUGCUCACCUGACUUGCCUGGCUGAGGAAUUCCUACAAGAAGAACCUCAACAGCUUCUGCCCCUGAAGGGCUGCUGCCCAGGCUGUAAGAACACUUUGCUGUGGGGAGACCUCAUUCGUCUACACCAGGCAUAUCCUAGAGGUCUGGAUGAGGUAGAAUCUGACCUUGAAGAGACACAUUGGACAGAUGAACUGAAGACUUAAAUGGCCACUUUUUUAUGCCUUAAAGGACCUAAGCUUCCAAGAAAGCUAGCUUUGUAUUCCAUCCCCAGCAGGUGUGGGGUGGGGUGGGGUGGGGAGGUUAAGUAAUUUUUAAUAAAUAGAUGGG